Molecule: messenger RNA, 1164 nt
Organism: Linepithema humile (Argentine ant)
Lineage: Eukaryota; Metazoa; Arthropoda; Insecta; Hymenoptera; Formicidae
Product: (3R)-3-hydroxyacyl-CoA dehydrogenase
Molecular function (GO): oxidoreductase activity, acting on the CH-OH group of donors, NAD or NADP as acceptor
Source: RefSeq, a predicted model, not a curated record
AUGCUCGAGAAAACACAUUUCCGAACCGUCGGAAUUCCUUCCGGCGCGUUCAUGCAAUAACGAGCGCGUUAACUUCGUCUUUCUAUGAUGGAAUGCUCAUCGAUUGACCAAUGCGGUGAUUUGCCAGUGUUGAUUGCCCAGUGAACUAUAUUAUACAUACUGGAGUAAGCCUUGAAGGAGUAGGGGAAGGUCCACUGUGGAAGAGAGAGCUAUAUUGGAUGGAGACGUAUGCUUUGUUUUUAAUAUUCCCACCAUACACGGAUAGGCUCACUUUAGUUAUGUUAUAUAAUUCACUGUGAUUACCGCGUUGAUCAAUCAAGAGCUUCUAAUUACAAUAGUUACGAUAUGUCGAAACUCGUAAUUGGAAAAUUGGCAUUUGUUACUGGUGCUGGAAGUGGUAUCGGAAGAGAGAUAUGUCGAGUUUUAGCUAGAGAAGGCGCCCAAGUCGUGGCGACCGAUCGAAAUAUUAAAACUGUUGAGGAAACUGUAGCUACUUUAGAAGGUAUUGAGCAUGUUCCACUGAAUGUGGACGUCACUGAUCGAAAGCAUGUUGAGAUAGCAUUUAAACAUGUUGUAAAGCAAUUUUUAAAGCCACCUUCUAUCAUUGUUAAUGCAGCAGGUAUUACACGAGAUAACUUUUUAAUGAAACUCAGUGAUUAUGACUUUGAUGAUGUGAUCAACAUCAAUUUAAAAGGUUCUUUCUUGGUAAUGCAAAUUGCUGCAAGAACAAUGAUAGAAGCAAAUGCAUCUAAAGAUUCUUCCAUUAUUAAUGUGAGUUCAAUUGUUGGUAAAUAUGGAAAUAUUGGACAGAGUAAUUAUAGUGCAUCAAAAGCUGGAGUGAUAGCUAUGACAAAAACCGCUUCUAUGGAGCUUGGGCAGUUUGGAAUUCGGGUAAAUGCAAUACUGCCUGGUUUUAUAGAAACUUCUAUGACUGCAAAUGUACCAGACAAUGUUAAGAAAAUUCUUAUUAAAAAAAUACAAUUGCAAAGAAUAGGCAAACCACAAGAAGUGGCAGAGGUUGUCGCAUUUUUAGCUUCUAACAGAAGUUCUUAUGUGAAUGGUACUGCUAUAGAAAUUACUGGAGGAAUGUAUUGAAUGUUAUUCAUUUUGUAUGUGUUUUUAUGUGUAUACACAGACAAAAUAUAUAACUCUGAUGUGUGUACA